Messenger RNA from Capronia coronata CBS 617.96, 2436 nucleotides. Its product is annotated as minichromosome maintenance protein 7 (cell division control protein 47). The record is from RefSeq and is a predicted model, not a curated record. The coding region runs from base 1 to 2436 and encodes 811 amino acids. Gene Ontology annotation, cellular component: MCM complex; nucleus. Lineage: Eukaryota; Fungi; Ascomycota; Eurotiomycetes; Chaetothyriales; Herpotrichiellaceae. Gene Ontology annotation, molecular function: ATP hydrolysis activity; ATP binding; single-stranded DNA helicase activity. Gene Ontology annotation, biological process: DNA strand elongation involved in DNA replication; DNA replication initiation; double-strand break repair via break-induced replication. The transcript has 4 exons.
AUGGCGCUCUUACAGCAUAAGGCGCUUGUCGACUAUGAAAAGCAACUAGAUGCGUUUCAGUCCUUCCUUGAGAAAUUCGAGACCUCCAAAACCUCCACAGACGCCGCCGCUGAAGCCAUCGAUGACCUCCACCUCGAUGGCGACCACACAAGCGAUGAGUAUGAUUUCAUGGACGAUGUGUCGGAUGGUCAUGGCAGCAACUCGAGACGGCGACCCAAGAGAAAGUAUUUGGAUAUGUUGCAAGAAGUUGCAGAUCGAGAGCGUCAGAAUAUCCUGGUAGAGCUGGAUGAUCUCCAAGAGUUCGAAGACACACUGCCUGCAGAGUUCAACCUGAGGCUGGUUGAGUCGGUGACAACCAACACCAAACACUAUGUCGACCUCUUCGCAAAUGCUGUGGACAAGGUCAUGCCCAAACCAAGCAAAGAAAUCUCAUUUAAGGAUGAUGUGCUGGACAUCAUCAUGGCGCAGCGCGCAAAACGAAACGAGACAGUGGCGUCGGCCAGAGAAGCAGACGCCGAAGCUGCGGUCCCUGUCUCGACAUUUCCUCCUGAAUUGACCAGGCGAUAUACGCUUAAUUUCAAACCCCUGACACCAACAGGUGCCGACAUUGCCAAAAAGACUCUCGCUGUAAGGCAGGUUCGAGGGGAGCAUCUAGGACAUCUCAUCACCGUGCGCGGCAUCACCACCAGGGUUUCAGAUGUCAAGCCGAGCAUCCAAAUACAAGCCUACACUUGCGAUCGAUGUGGAUGCGAAAUCUUUCAGCCUGUCUCGUCGAGACAAUUCACCCCGUUGCAGAUUUGCCCGUCAGACGAAUGCAAGGAGAACGACUCAAAGGGUCAACUAUUUCCAUCUACACGAGCAUCCAAAUUCAUGCCUUUCCAGGAAGUCAAGAUCCAGGAAAUGGCCGACCAGGUCCCAGUCGGCCACAUCCCAAGAACUCUAACGGUACACUGCAGUGGCAGUCUUGCACGACAAAUGAGUCCCGGAGAUGUCGUAGAUAUUGACGGCAUCUUCCUUCCCACCCCCUACACUGGCUUCCGAGCCAUUAAGGCUGGCCUGCUGACGGAUACAUACCUCGAAGCACAGAACAUUACGCAGCAGAAGAAAGCAUAUCAAGACCUGAAGAUGGAUCCUAGGAUCAUUCGCCGGAUCGAAUCUUUUAAAGCGACAGGACACAUGUACGAAUAUCUGGCUCGGUCGAUCGCCCCGGAGAUCUAUGGUCAUCUGGAUGUCAAAAAGGCGCUACUCCUACUUCUCAUCGGGGGUGUCACCAAAGAAAUGGGCGACGGCAUGCGGAUCCGUGGCGACAUCAAUAUCUGUUUGAUGGGUGACCCUGGUGUGGCCAAAUCGCAACUACUCAAGUAUAUUACGAAAGUUGCUCCUCGAGGCGUCUACACAACAGGGCGAGGAUCCAGCGGAGUCGGUCUGACAGCUGCCGUCAUGCGAGAUCCUGUGACGGACGAAAUGGUUCUUGAAGGUGGCGCAUUGGUGCUUGCCGACAACGGAAUCUGCUGUAUCGAUGAAUUCGACAAGAUGGACGACAGCGACCGAACAGCCAUCCAUGAAGUCAUGGAACAACAGACCAUUUCCAUCAGCAAAGCCGGGAUCACAACAACGUUGAAUGCUCGAACAUCAAUUCUGGCGGCAGCCAACCCCCUCUACGGUCGAUACAACCCUCGCAUCUCGCCCGUCGACAACAUCAACUUGCCCGCAGCCUUGCUGUCGCGUUUUGACGUGCUGUUCCUGAUCCUUGACACCCCCUCACGCGAAGGAGACGAGGAACUAGCCAACCACGUCUGCUACGUCCACAUGCACAACCAACACCCACAGCGAGAGGGCGAGGGUGUCGUUUUCGCGCCCGAGGAGGUGCGGCAGUACAUCGCGCAAGCACGAACCUUCCGACCUAACGUGCCCAAGUCGGUAUCUGACUAUAUGGUCGGCGCAUACGUGCGCAUGCGACAGCAGCAGAAACGCGACGAAGGGUCGAAGAAGCACUUCACGCAUACUUCGCCGCGGACGCUGCUGGGUGUAUUACGUUUGUCCCAAGCGCUUGCUCGACUGAGGUUCAGCAAUGAAGUGGUCACGGAAGACGUCGACGAGGCCUUGCGUCUGAUCGAGGUCUCCAAGGCCAGCCUGUACCACGACCAGCGCGGUCAGGGUGAUCAGACAGUGAGUUCGAGAGUUUACGAUCUCGUGCGCGGCAUGAGAGAGUCGGGCGCGGCGAGUGUCGGACGAGGCGCGAGAGGAGAGCUGAACCUGGCGCGUGUUCGGGAAUUGGUGUUGGCCAAGGGUUUCACGAUUGACCAGUUCCAAAGAACGAUUGAAGAGUAUGAGCUUCUGGAUAUCUGGCAAGUCGCGAACAACGGCACGAGAUUGGUAUGGAUCGAAGCCGGUGAUAGCGAUGACGAGAACAUGGAUGACGGUGAUGACGAGUGA